CAGCCGGAGGACAGGGGGAGAGCCAGCGAUGGCUUCACUCAGGCAGGAGCACCGCUACGGGCUCUCCUGUGGAAAAACUACCAAAAACAGCUCCAACAUUACUCUGUACCACGUCAAGCUGACGGACACGGCCAUUAGAGCGCUGGAAGCCUAUCAAAACCUCAAGGGAGUUUUGCAAAAUGAGACAUCGAUCUGUUUUAAAGGAAACCACGGGUACUUCAAGAUCCCAACUCCAACACCAGAGUCACCUUCUGCUCUGCGCAUCUUCUCCUUCUACCUGUCCAGUGACAGCAAAGACCAGCCUCAAGCCAGCUUUGACUGCAUCCAUCAGUACAUCUCGAGUGACGGCCGCGAGCAGCUGGAGGGCCAAGGCAGCAUCCAGGACAAGAUCACCGUGUGCGCCACCGACGACUCCUACCAGAUGACCCGCGAGAGGAUGUCUCAGAUGGAGAAGGACAGCUGGAGCCGCUCGGCCAUCGAGAUCAAACCCGGAGCCACGCAGCCUAAUAAAAGCGUCAAAUACCAAAAGAGAUCCGCUCCCCUGUCUGCUCCUGAAAGUAGCUUCUUCAAGCAGCCGCCCACCAACCGGAGGAGCUGCGGCGUGCCGACCCCCACCCCGAAGCCCCUGAGGGAACGCAUCAUCCACCUGCUGGCCCUCAAACCUUACAGGAAACCAGAGCUUCUCCUGUGGCUGGAGAGAGAGCGAGCCUCAACAAAGGACAAGGCCGAGCUGGGAGCCGUGCUCGACGAGGUGGCCAGAGUGAACCCCAAAGACAGCAGCUACCUGCUGAAGGACGACUUCUACAAGCACGUGCAGAGGGACUGGCCGGGCUACAGCGAGGAGGAGAAGCAGCUCAUCAGCAGGCUGCUGUCCAGGAAACUUCAGCCCCACAUCAGCAAUAAAUCACGCAACGUUCAAGCACACUUGUCAAUGCAUGCGACCCCUGAGGACCCAAGCGCAGCGAAAAACCCAGCUGUGAAACGUUUUUUACCCCUGGACUCACAGGAAAGACUGGCUGCGAAGAGGCAAAAACUUACAGACCAAAGGUUAUACCAGUCUGCGGCAAAAGGACUCGCAAACACUAAAGGAGCACAUGAUAAUGCAGCUGUGACCUUUGACCCCAGUCUCAUCUCCGUUGCUGAACCUCAGCUGAUCGGUGGCAUUCCUGGUGACCCCUGUGGCCUAACUGUGGCCCACGAUGGCGUUCCUUUCGACCACGGCCUGUCUGACGGACAUAUUUCUGAGAAAAAAGAGCAGGACGCCAACGUUAACAAGCUGAAAACGCCGCAGGGCGACUCUGGCUGCACUCAGCAGCAACUCCACAACAGCCAGCACAGAAAGAAGAAAUCUAAAAAGCACAAAGAAAAGGAGCGGGAGAGGUUAAAAAGUGACAAAGGAGCCGAAUGGCUGCAGUCGAGUCCCGAUCUCAAGCAGAACCCAGAAAAACUUGACAAUCCUGACAACACAAGUGCUGCGGCCUCCGAGGAGAAGCCGGAUUAUAUGCUGGCGUACAGCCCCAUCUCAAGUUUGGAGCAGCGGCAGCGAUAUCAGGAGGAUUUCUGCACAGAGUACGACGAGUACAAAGACCUUCACUCCCGGAUUGCUGCCAUAACUCACAUGUUUGUUCAGCUGGGCUCCAAGAUCAAGACUCUGUCUCCUGGCACACGGGAGCAUAAGACUAUGGAAGACCAAAUACUGGAAAAGUACAGCAAGUUUCGGAAGAAGUUUCCAGGUUACCGGGAGGAAAAGAAGCGCUGCGAGUAUCUUCAUGAAAAACUGUCGUACAUCAAACAGCUCAUCAUCGACUAUGAUCUCUCCAAGCCCUCUUUAUAGCAUUCGUUUGCUUUUGUUUUUUGUUUCUUUUAAACCGUCAACUUUGCAUACCCAACAUGAGUGUCAAAACAUUUAUGCCAGUGACAUAAACGGCUUUGAAAGGAGACUUCAGCUUCCUCCACACACUUUUGCUAAAGCCUCAGACGAUUCUCCAGAGUUCUCAUAAUAAAACUGAGCGCAAAACCACUGGAAGGUAUUUGGUUGGAAUUUUUUCAAUGUAGUUUUUGACCUUAACUUAUUUACUUUGCUGAAAUCAUUCCCUUUAUAUUUUCUUGUACUGCUUCUGUUUUGUUUUUGUUUUUUGGGGGGCGGGGGGUUGUACUUUUCAUUCCCCUAAACAUAACUAGUUGUAGCGGAAGUCAUGCUUUGAGAAAUAACCUUGUCUGGGGUAAAUGGGAGAAGCAGGCCACAUGUGAGCGUAAAUGAAUCAACUUCAUUCGUUGCUCACAGUUUUUAAUGCGUUUUUUUUUUUUAGCUUUUGUCAAAACGGUGAGUCACGGUGUGCCGGACUUUAUCACACUUUGUCACAACAGUGAACUUUGACAUAUUGUAUUGGGACGACAUGCCACAAAGCCAUGCAUAAUUGUGAAACGGAAGGAAAAAAGAUACAUAGUGUAUUUUUUUAACAAAUACAGUGAAAACUCUUAAUCUGAAGAGAAACAUUCCCGCAGCAUGAUCCUGCCACUGUCAUGUCUUAAGGUUCAGACUAAUACUCAGUGUUAGUUCUCUUUGUUUUGUAUUUAGUCUUUUAGUCUCUUUUGGACCAGACCUUCUUUGUGGCAAAGUCUGACCAGAAAUUUUAACAAAGGCUUUUUUUCUGCCUAUUAAGGCUAUUUUAUAUUGCUGAACACUCGUUUUGUUAUUACUAUUCCACUUUGUCCUGCUUUAAACUUCCCUAUGACAUUCUCCAUGACCUGGUCUUCAUGAUGCUGUUUGGUCACUACCUUUCUCUGACAAACCUUUGAGGCCUUCACUGAACAGCUAGAGGAGAUUUUGUUUACUAGAAAAGUGACUUCUAGAGAUGUUUGUUUGCACUGGAGUUUAUUUAGGGAGGGCAGACCACGUUUGAUCAGAUUUUAUUUCCUUAAAGACUAUAAAAUUAUAUGUUACGUUAUGUUGCAUUGCGUUACGUUAUGGUGCGUUGCUUCUGUUUAAAUCCCAGUGAAAUACAUUGAGGUUUGUGGUUGCAGUGUCACGAAAUGGAAAAUGGCUUCACGUUUGUAAAGCCAGACUCGUAGCCAAACUGGAUUUAUCUUUUUGAAGAGAUUAAAAUGACGACAUGUCACUUUCUAUUUUAUUUAGAUUCCCUUUGAAGAGAACAGAAAGGGCUUGGUCGAUUCACUGUAACCAACAUCCGUGUUGUCUCCAAAAUGCACUUAUGUUUAAAGUAUUUAUUAACUGCAUUCCCCUGUCUCUGGAGCAGCUGAUGGUAAAUGGACCAAAAUGCCUAAACUAGCACAUCUGCUGAAGUAUUUCAAUCUAGAGAAGAAAAAAACCUUCAAUUUUUUUCAUUUUUUUUUUCUUUUGCAUUGAACUACUGACAUAUUUAUUUUUUAACCUAUUUAUCUCUGUCCUGUGACAUUAGUCAUGUGAGCUUUGAAAUCAACGUGUUGAUAGGCAUGCAGUCAGGGAAAGAUUGAAGAGCAUCAUCUCAUUUACUCCUGUCCUCAGGUUUUCUUGCUUCUCUUGCCUUUUACAGAUUGCGUAUUGAUUCCAGAAUGAUCCCUGCACAGCAGAUUCAUAUGGCCUUGGGUUUUUUCCCCCCCCCCAAGACGGAAUCCGUUUUGGCAGCAGUCGCUCACUAUUCUUGCACUUUUUUAAACUGAGUGUCAUCAUGUCAGAGACAAAGAAGCCUUAAUGUGAAACGUUUGGACGUCGAGGUUUUCAGACUGCCAAUAUGACGAAGAAGAAGAGGUCAUUAUACACACACGUAUCAAUCUGCCUUAUUUUACUAUCAACACUUUAUUAGGGUUCAUUAGGUACUAACAAAAUAGUAAUAGUAGUCAGUAGUUCAUUCAGACAUGAGAAACUACCGUCCUCAUCUGUUUCAUUUAUAUCCCCUCUGGUACUCAGGGGUCCUCAUAAAUAAAGUAGAUAUUUAAGUAUUUAUCAUCAGGAUCAAUGUUAUGUUUCAUAAAUCUGUUUUCAUGAUAUAUAUAUAUAUUUGUUUUUCUGAAGCAUUAAUGUAAAACCCCCAUAAUGAUUUCCCCUCCCCCCCAUUCUGGAUAAGUGUUGAUCAUUUUCAGGGGACCAGUGUGUGCUGCACAGGUGCUGAAAGAAGAGCCUGUCUUGAGGAAUCAGAGGAGAGACUUUGUGCAUUUACCAAUGUUUACCUUCUCUUGUUCUGGUAUGAACAUUUCAAAAAUAAAAUGUUUAAAAAUUUAAAGUC
Messenger RNA from Xiphophorus hellerii (green swordtail), 4223 nucleotides. Its product is annotated as RNA polymerase II elongation factor ELL2-like. Gene Ontology annotation, biological process: transcription elongation by RNA polymerase II; snRNA transcription by RNA polymerase II; positive regulation of transcription elongation by RNA polymerase II. The record is from RefSeq and is a predicted model, not a curated record. The transcript has 12 exons. Bases 29 to 1834 code for a protein of 601 amino acids. Gene Ontology annotation, molecular function: cis-regulatory region sequence-specific DNA binding. Gene Ontology annotation, cellular component: transcription elongation factor complex. Lineage: Eukaryota; Metazoa; Chordata; Actinopteri; Cyprinodontiformes; Poeciliidae.